UUUUACUACUUAUUAUUAUUUUUUUUGGAAAUAAACUCUUAGUCGACAUUUGAACAUAAUCAUAUAAUUUAGUUUAUUUAUCAAUCAAUCAAUUGGCUUUAAAGUUUGAGUGAAAAUGGAAAAAAUGUCCAACUUGUUUUUUAUUCAAUUAUUAUCUUUGAUUUUUUUGAUUUUAUUCAUUCAUUCCAUUGAUUCCAACCAUGUUGGAACUUGUCUUCAUACGAAAAAUCAUUUACGAAUUCCAGUGCCAAACAUAUCGUUGUAUGAAGAGUGUUCACCAUGGUCAGAAAAUUCUUGCUGUGAUCGUCAAACAUCGAUUCUUUCACAUCAAAUGUUGAAUCAAUUUAAUUUUAAUCUUUCUCAUUGUGGGCUGAAUUCCAUAUCGGCUGGUUGUCUUCGAUAUUUUAUCAAAGAUCUUUGUUAUUAUAAUUGUGAUCCAUAUAUUGAACCAUGGAUUGUGAAAAUUGAUUCAAAAUUUGGUCCUGAAGAUUAUGAACAAGAACGAAUCGUACAGGUACCAUUAUGUGAAAGUGAUUGUAUUGAAUGGUGGAAUCAAUGUUCAGAAUCAUCGUUGACAUGUGUCCGAAAUUGGCGUAAACAUUUUGAAUGGAAUGAGAUAGAUGCUGAUUCAAUGAUUACAAAUCAUUGUCCAAAUGGUGCUCAAUGUAUACCGUUUAAAUUUGUAUAUAAAGAUGCAUAUGAUUUUUGUCAAACUGUUUGGGAUAAUCGUUGGAAAGUUGUACAAGAUACAGAACAAUGUAUAACCUUUGAAUUUGGUGACGGUAAUCAAUCGAAUCCUAAUCGAUUGGUUGCUGAAUAUUACCUGAAUGAACAUUUGAAAUUAUUGUUUCACAUUGAUCUAAUACCAUUGUUUAUGGAAUUGUUUAUUUUUGUCAUAUUUGUCUAUUUUAUUGUCACAUUUAUCGUGAAAAUUUGUAAACGUCGUUAACAUGAUCGUUUAUUUGAUGAUUCAAAAUCUAAUAAAAAAUAUGAUGAAAAUUGUGUGAUU
Dermatophagoides farinae (American house dust mite) is the source of this 1009-nucleotide messenger RNA. Its product is annotated as sperm-egg fusion protein Juno. Gene Ontology annotation, molecular function: signaling receptor activity. The record is from RefSeq and is a predicted model, not a curated record. Lineage: Eukaryota; Metazoa; Arthropoda; Arachnida; Sarcoptiformes; Pyroglyphidae. Gene Ontology annotation, cellular component: external side of plasma membrane.